AUGUUAGUGUCAGAAAUUGGCAGUUCUUCUGGCAACAGGGGUAGAGUACACUCGCCAGAAAUAGAAUAUAGCGAAGAAGAUGAGGAGGAACCAAAGGAAGAUCCGGAGGAGGAUCCGAAGGAAGAUCCGGAGGAGGAUCCGAAGGAAGGUCCGGAGGAGGAUCCGAAGGAAGGUCCGGAGGAGGAUCCGAAGGAAGGUCCGGAGGAGGAUCCUGAGGAGGAUCCAGAAGAGCAUCUAGGAGAAGAGGCAGAAGAAGAAGAUCCUCAGGAGGAAGAGUAUGAAGAAGAGGAACUGUUAGAUGAAUCAGUUGUUGAACAGUACAAAAGCGAGCGUUUCUGGUCUAGGGUGCAGAGGUAUCGCGAUUUGAGAGAAGAUGCAGAUAUAGCAGAUAGCUCUAGACCAAGUUAG
Mercurialis annua (annual mercury) is the source of this 408-nucleotide messenger RNA. RefSeq lists its product as uncharacterized. The transcript has a single exon. The record is from RefSeq and is a predicted model, not a curated record. NCBI's taxonomy places the organism in Eukaryota, Viridiplantae, Streptophyta, Magnoliopsida, Malpighiales, Euphorbiaceae. Bases 1 to 408 code for a protein of 135 amino acids.